This is a messenger RNA of Dryobates pubescens (Downy woodpecker), 2463 nucleotides long. It is a transcript of the gene ZP1, whose product is annotated as zona pellucida glycoprotein 1. Bases 1 to 2463 code for a protein of 820 amino acids. Gene Ontology annotation, biological process: prevention of polyspermy; binding of sperm to zona pellucida. NCBI's taxonomy places the organism in Eukaryota, Metazoa, Chordata, Aves, Piciformes, Picidae. Gene Ontology annotation, cellular component: egg coat. The record is from RefSeq and is a predicted model, not a curated record. The transcript is spliced from 13 exons. Gene Ontology annotation, molecular function: acrosin binding; structural constituent of egg coat.
AUGGGCCGGGGCCGCUGCUCCCUCCUGCUGCUUCUGCUCUUGUGCCAGUGGCCAGGAGCUGCCUUCUCUCUCCUCCGCUACCGCUACGACUGUGGGGACUAUGGGAUGCAGCUCCAGGCCUACCCCAGCCGUGGCCGCAGCGUCCGCUUCAAAGUCAUGGACGAGUUUGGCACCCGCUUCGACGUGGCCAACUGCUCCAUCUGCCUCCACUGGCUCAGCACCGGCGGGGAUGGUGCUGUCAUCUUCUCCUCUGGCUAUGAUGGUUGCCACGUCCUAGUCAAGGACGACCGCUACCUGCUGCGGGUGCAGCUGGAGGAGCUGCUGCUCAGCGGGGCCGUGGCAGCCUCCUACGCAGUCAACAUGACCUGCCCCAAGCCAGGGCACGAGACCCUCGGGGAUGGCAGCCAGGCAGCUCAGGGCAGUGGCACCCACCAAGCCCACAGCGAUGUCCUUGUCCCCCUGGCCCAGCCUGGCCUGCUGCACCACGUCUCCCAGUCUUCACUCACCGUCUCUAGCAGCUCCCAAGGCCACUCGGAGCAGCUCCACUCCCCAGGUCUUCACCUCCCAAACCGUCCUGGGCUGCUGAACCCUGGAGCUCAAUCCCAGCCAGGUCUUCACACCCCACACAGGCCUGGGCUGGUCCAUCCUGGAGCUCAACCCCAGCCAGGUCUUCACCCCCCAAACCGUCCUGGGCUGCUGCACCCUGGAGCUCAAACCCAGCCAGGUCUUCACUCCCCAAACCGUCCUGGGCUGGUCCAUCCUGGAGCUCAACCCCAGCCAGGUCUUCACAACCCACACAGGCCUGGGCUGGUCCAUCCUGGUGCUCAAACCCAGCCAGGUCUUCACAACCCACACAGGCCUGGGCUGGUCCAUCCUGGAGCUCAAACCCAGCCAGGUCUCCACAACCCACACAGGCCUGGGCUGGUCCAUCCUGGAGCUCAAACCCAGCCAGGUCUCCACAACCCACACAGGCCUGGGCUGUUGAACCCUGGAGCUCAACCCCAGCCAGGUCUUCACACCCCAAACCGCCCUGGGCUGGUGCAACCAGGAGCUCAACCCCAGCCAGCACACACUGCUGCUCAAACUCAAGCAGGCUUCAUCCACACAGGAGCUCAAGCCCCAAACCAACCAGGCUUCUCUCGCCCCAGCCUUCAGACCCACUCCCACGCUGGGCUCCUGCACCCUGGCCUCCAGAACCAAGCUGGGCUGCUCCAUGCCAGCAGCUCCCAAGGGGACACAGCACUCCAGUCCCGACCAGGUAUGGUACGGCCUGGACUUCAGGCUCAGCUCCACUCGGGGCUGGAACAUCCAAGACUCCAAUCCCAGGCCGGUCUGCUGCAGUCCAUGGCUCUCUUCUACCCCUCAGCAGGGGCAGGCACCCAGCUGACGCGGGAGCAGUGCCAGGUGGCGGCGGGGAAGAUGCCCUGCGUGGCCCCGGAGGGCCGGGAGGCCUGCGUGCAGGCAGGCUGCUGCUACAACGACAUGGACCGGGUGACACCCUGCUACUAUGGCAACACAGCCACCGUGCAGUGCCUGCUGGAUGGGCACUUUGUGGUGGUGGUGCCACGGGGCCUGGGCACCCAGCCCUACAACCUGGACAGCGUGAGGCUGGCCAGCAGCCAGCCUGGCUGCGAGCCCCUCAGGCUCAGCGAGGCCUUCGUCAUGUUCCGCUUCGCCGUCACCCAGUGCGGCACCACCGUCCAGGCGCUCGAGGACCGGCUGAUCUAUGAGAACCAGCUGAUCUCAACCGUCGAUGUUCAAGGGUCUCCCCGUGGCUCCAUCACAAGGGACAGCAUCUACAUCCUCCAGGCUCGUUGCAUCUACAACGCCACUGACCUCCUGCCACUCCACAUGGAAGUGGCUGUGCCCCCCACCUCCACCCCCCUGGCCAUGCUGGGGCCACUGGGGCUCCAGUUACGCAUUGCCACUGAUGAGACCUACAGCUCCUACCACCCCAGUGGGGACUACCCCUUGGUGAAGGUCCUGCGGGACCCGAUCUACGUGGAGGUUCGGCUGCUGCAGAAGACAGACCCCAACCUGGUGCUGGUCCUGCACCAGUGCUGGGCAGCCCCCAGCACCAACACAGCAGCAGAGCCCCAGUGGCCCAUCCUGGUGGAUGGGUGUCCCUUCACAGGGGACAACUACAGGACCCAGCUCAUACCUGUGGGCCCAGCCUCCCCCCAGCUGCCCUUCCCCAGCCACUACCAACGCUUCGCCAUCUCCACCUUCACCUUCGUGGAGCCCCCAUCCAUGGCAGCGCUGGAGGGAGAGGUGUACAUCUCCUGCAGCGCUUCCGUCUGUCACCUCGCCCAGCCCGAGCCCUGCCGGCCCUCCUGCCAGCUUGGGAUGCCCUCACGAGCACGGCGGUCUCCGGCGGACGAGGCCACAGCUGGAGCCCUGGGGAUGGUCACCUCCCAGGGGGGAGUCAUCCUCCCCAGGCUGCCCAAGCUGCACACAGGAUGA